CAAUAUCAAGGGAUAACUUCUGACUCUCACAACUUCAGCUUCCCUUUGCUAGCUAUUUCCACUCUUGAGAUGUCUAGUGAGGGAAGAGGCAGUGCAGGCAGAGCCAUGCUGCUCAUCAUGGUUGCAGUAAUUUGCUUAUUGAUUCAGUACUCCGCCCCAGUUCAUGGAGCAACCUAUACCGUUGGAGGCUCUGCUGGCUGGACCUUCAACUCCGCUAACUGGCCUAAAGGAAAGCGAUUUAGGGCCGGUGAUGUGCUAGCAUUUAACUAUGAUUCAAAGGUCCACAAUGUGGUUUCCGUGAAUGAAGGUGGAUACAGCAGCUGCACCACUCCGGCAGGUGCCAAAGUGUAUCAAAGCGGUAAGGAACAGAUAAAGCUGGUGAAGGGACAGAGCUUCUUCAUAUGCAACUAUGCUGGCCACUGUGAGUCUGGGAUGAAGAUUGCUGUGAAUGCAGUCUAAUUAAUGAGAGUAUAUUGUAUCAAGGCUUAUCCCUCUAAUUAUUAUAGUCCUAGUUAAAAAGACUAGUGUUGGCCACCAUAUCGGUUUUGGGUUUGAUUUAAUGGGCACUAGUAAAUAUAAAAAAUUAUCUUGUCCUACUUUGUAUCUUAAGUGCUGUUUAGGUCAUGUGAAAGCACAUAAUAUAUGUAAUGUCAGAGUUGAAGCCUAGAUCCCGGUCCUGGCAAAUGUAAUAAGGCCCACCAAGGUCACGGGCUUCGUCGCCAUUUGAUAGUUUGGGAUUGUUUUGUUUGACAAAGUCAAUGUCACGGGUCUGGUUUUUGGGAGAA
This is a messenger RNA of Vitis riparia (riverbank grape), 785 nucleotides long. RefSeq names its product basic blue protein-like. The record is from RefSeq and is a predicted model, not a curated record. Bases 70 to 459 code for a protein of 129 amino acids. Gene Ontology annotation, cellular component: plasma membrane. Lineage: Eukaryota; Viridiplantae; Streptophyta; Magnoliopsida; Vitales; Vitaceae. The transcript has 2 exons. Gene Ontology annotation, molecular function: electron transfer activity.